This is a messenger RNA of Thrips palmi, 2522 nucleotides long. RefSeq lists its product as uncharacterized. The record is from RefSeq and is a predicted model, not a curated record. NCBI's taxonomy places the organism in Eukaryota, Metazoa, Arthropoda, Insecta, Thysanoptera, Thripidae. The transcript has a single exon. The coding region runs from base 259 to 1200 and encodes 313 amino acids.
GCGGCGGGGAGCGGGCAUUCUAGUGGAGUGCGUUGUGCAGUGCGGACGUGCGCAGAGACAAGCGAGAGUAGAGGGAGCGAUCGAGGAAUCGAAUCGAGGAGGCUUGAGUGGAAGGCCCACGCAUCGCAGUGCUGCACACUGUGCACACGGUGACUGUGACACGGCUUGCGGCCAGCGGACGGAUUACCCCCAGCGCACCUGGAACCCAGCGUUCAGAGGAUAACAUCACAGUGAACUAGUGCGUGCCGUGACGUGUUUAUGUUUGUGACAAUGGCAACGGAGGCCCAAAAGCUCAUCAGCAUCUCGCUGUCGAAAAUCGCGCAGUCGCGCACCCAGCGCGGCGGCGUGAGCCUGCACAAGAACCUGCUGGUGGCCACGGUGCUGCAGAAGGCCCGCUACAUCUUCAUGGAGGAGGCGUACCACAUGGUGCAGGCGUCCGAGUGCUACUCGGCGGCCGCGGCAGCUGCGGCUGCGGCGUCGCAGCAGCAGGACACGACGUCCACGACGACGGGGAUCAUGACGGCGAGCAGCCAGCAGCAGAGCGAGCGCGACCAGGACGCCGAGGACGCGUCGUCGACGUCGACGUGCUCGCGGUGCAGCAGCGGCAGCGCCUCCCUCGAGGACAAGGAGAACCAGUGCCCGUCGUGCCAGCCCCCGCCCACCUACCUGGACCUGGACAAGACCACGGCGGUGCUGAGGACCUCGGCCGACGCGUCCUGCUCGUCGCCCAAGUGUCUGAAGCGGCGGCGCGUCGCCGAGUGGGAGACGGAGGAGGCGGUGCAGUCCAUCCUGCCCAAGAAGUCCAAGUGCUGCGACGCGCCCACCGCGUCGCCGACCACCCCCGAGAACAGCGCGGCGGCCGCCAAGGACCUCGCGGAGGCUGCCGCGGCGGCGGCGGAGGACGACGACGACGAGGAUGAAGACGACGACCAGCCGGCGCGCUCGGCCAUGGAGAUCGACCGCAUCACCAGCCUCGUGUCCAUCUUCAGCUUCGGCGGGCUGGCGGGCCCACUGCACGGAGUGCACGGCCCGCUGGCGUGCGGCGGAGGCGGCGGCCACAACCCGUCACCCACGGACCUAACGGACCUGUCGGACCUCAAGCUCACCAGAUCGGUGUCCACCCCGGACCUGUGCUCGGCACAGGCCAAGGAGGGCGUCGACGCGUUACAGCAGAGGCCUUUCAUCGCCAUGACAGUAUAAUGUUGUUGUUGUUGUUUGUUGUUGACCGCAUCGGGAGGGCGUGUGCGUUGCUGUUGGUUAGGACUGUCAAUUAAUUUGUACUUUUAUAUGAGCCCGGCAUGCCUUGCAAGGAUUGUGAUAGUGGUCCGAGUGACUGGGUGAGCCUUUGGCCUCCUUUGGCGCCUUUGGUGUUGGAUGGCGGUCGUCGACGUGCGGUGCUGUGCUGUGACUUGUUAAUUUUGUUAUUAUUUUUCCUCUGUUGGGCGUAUGUUUGAAAAAUUGGGGGACUUCCCUGCAAUGUGUUCGUUUAUUUUUUCUCUUUUUUAUUUUUUAGAAAAAUUUGGUUGACCUUAUUUUGGAAAGGAAAAAAUGCCUUAAAAUCCAGGUGCCACUUAAGCUGUUGUCAGGCCGGAUUUAUCAUUUUGGACCCGUUUCGACGCCCCCACGACCCCGCGGCCCAAGAGUUGGCUAUCGAGGGGGACUGCCCCUAAAUUGGCUGCGGCCUGCUGGGAGGGGGGAGGGGCGGGGAAAAUAUUAGCGUAAUCAUAUGUGAGAUGUGGGUCCAAGAUUAUUUAUGGGUAGGGGAAGUCCAAAAAUGCUUAUCCAAUUUGCGGGCAGUCCCUCUUGCUGAACCGGGGGGUCCUUUCGCGUUGAGUACUUAUCUAGUCGUGGAUUUACUUAUGGUUUUUAAGGCUCAGUAAACUCCCAUUGUGUAUUCUUGUUUGACUGCGCUGUGCUACGCCGAGGGCGUACAGGAAUCUCUAUAAGGUAUCAAGGAAAACCCUGAAAAUUCCUAUAAAUUCACGAGUGUCACAUUCCGUUUCAAGGGUUUGUUGUGCUUUUGAGAAGGCAUAUCUUUAUUGGAGCGCAUCUGGGAGGCGAUAGUCAAAGGUGCCCCUGCGGCCCCCACAACGGCCGUCGCUGCCGUGCUGGGCUUGGCUGUGGUUCGACCUGCGGGCUGUGCUGCAGGUGACUCCAGAGCUGCAGCCCCGACCGUGGUGGGGGUAUACAGGGAGCACAGUUGUUGCUCUCUAAACUCCAGUUCGCCGAGGAAAAAACUGUUAUCAUGUGAGACUAAUUUCACUCAGAUUGACCAUGUUUUUUUUCAACUGAUAUCGAUAAUUAUUAAUGACACUGAGAGGCUAUAUAUUCCUCAGAAUAAUUUGUUUUGGUGCAAACAGUCAAAAUUUAUCAAAAAUUUCCAUUGCCCAAAUUAAAUGAAUAUUAUAUUGCAUCUAUGCAUCUCUGCAUGAACUGUACAUAUGUGAUUAUGGGCUCUGUUUUAGGAGUUCAAAUAAUGUAGAUAGUAACAUAUGUGAAGAUUAAAUAAUGUUUUAUUGCAA